Acaulospora morrowiae is the source of this 330-nucleotide messenger RNA. NCBI's taxonomy places the organism in Eukaryota, Fungi, Glomeromycota, Glomeromycetes, Diversisporales, Acaulosporaceae. The record is from the annotation of a GenBank genome assembly.
AUGUCUCUCAGGGAACUUAAGAUAAAGAACGGUGUCGUUAUUCGUCUCUUCAAUGAAGAAAAGUCGUAUCACAAAGAAGUCGAGAAUCAAAAAAAGCGGAUCGUGAAUAUCACGGCGCAGGGCGCCGACGCAUAUGAUAUUGCUAAGCAGAAUGAAGUGUUAGAAGAGUCACAACAAAUGAUCCACGAAGUCAGAAAAAGUCUCAAUAAGGCUUACAAGGAGUUACAGGAUUUAGUUAGCAAGCAAGAUCCAUCAUGGUCCGGGACCGAAGAGUUAAAGCAAGCAGAGGAUAUUUUAAAAAAAGUUGGACCCGAGCUAAUUGCAGACUGA